UACGUAGAAAGAGAAAGAGAAAAUAAAUAAAAACAUUUAUUAGUAGAAUGGCUAGGUGUGUGUCGGAGAUGGAGGAAGGAACGGCGACGGAGUCGCUGUUGCCGGAGAAUAGGCGCUCGUCGAAUUGGAAACGGGAGUUCUUCUUGGAAGAGAUGAAGAAGGUGAGUCGCAUAGCGAUACCCAUGGUGCUGGUCACCGUUUCGCAGCACUUUGUGAGGGUGUUGCCGAUGAUGAUGCUGGGCCACGUCAGUGAGCUCUCUCUCUCCGCCGCCGCCGUCGCCACUUCUCUCACAAACGUCACCGGCUUUAUCGUCAUAUUUGGAAUGGCGAGUGCGUUGGAGACACUGUGCGGGCAAGCAUUCGGAGCGAAGCAAUUCCACAAGCUGGGAACAUAUACCUAUGCGGCAAUCAUAGCUCUUCUUGUGGUGUGCAUACCAAUAUCGAUUCUCUGGGUUUACUUAGACAAACUUCUGAUACUCAUCGGCCAAGAUCCGGAGAUCUCUGUGGAAGCCGGAAAAUAUGCCAUUUGGCUGAUCACGUCCAUAUUUCCGUACGCGAUUCUCCAGUGUCUUACUCGUCACUUGCAGAUGCAGAGCUUGGUCUUUCCCAUGCUGGUAAGCGCAGCCGCCACCACAUGUUUCCAUAUCGUGGUUUGCUGGGCUUUAGUGUUCUGGUUCAACUUAGGUAUCGUCGGCGGCGCAUUGUCGGUCGGGUUGUCGUACUGGUUCAACGCCGCUCUGCUAGCUUUGUACAUGAUGUUUUCUGCAUCCUGCGAAAACACUCGUAGUUGCUUGUGGGAGGACCUUUGUUCUCGCAUGGGGGAGUUUUUCCGAUUUGCCGUGCCGUCUUCCAGCAUGUCUUGCCUAGAGAUGUGGACAUUUGAAGUAAUUGUACUGCUUGGAGGUCUACUGCCAAAUCCUCAACUCCAGACCUCUGUGCUUUCCAUAUGCCUGAUGGUUAUUUCACUGCACUUCUACAUACCAUUUUCUGUAGGUGCUGGCGCAAGCACCCGGAUAUCAAACGAGCUAGGAGCGGGCAACCCAGAAACGGCUAAAAUGGCAACCUGGGCAGUAAUGGUUCUAGGAUUUGCGGAGAUGUUUGUGGCGAGCAUAGCUGUCUUGGCUUGCGGCAAUAUUCUGGGCUAUGCAUUCAGCGCCGAGGAAGAGGUGGUGGAAUAUAUAAGAAAGAUGAGCCCUCUUAUCAGUGUCAUGUUCUUGACAGAUGGAACCCAAGGAGUUAUUUCUGGGGUGGCAAGAGGAAGCGGGUGGCAGGACCUGGGAGCUUAUGUAAAUCUGGCGGCAUAUUAUCUGGUGGGAGUGCCGGUGUCUGUGGUGUUGGGUUUUUGGGUUGGUUUAGGAGGAAUGGGGCUUUGGUUGGGACUCAACGUCGCAUCUAUACUCCAAACGAUUGUGUUCUUGCUCAUAACCAUUUUCACCGAUUGGGAAAAGCAGGCUGCAAUUGCCAAGGAAAGGCUAAUGUGUCAGGGCUCCAGUGAAAGACUCAUCGUUGAUUAAGCAAAAUCAAACGUAUGGCAUCUUCAGAUGAAGAUAUACCUCUAUAUUCAAGAAAGAGAAAAGCAUUUCAUGUAUUUCAAAUUAGUAAUUCUAGAUGUACUCUUAUUUUUUUAUUCACUAUGAUAUACUGCAACUAAUUUUUUUUUAAUUAUAAUUAAAGUCACUAUAUAUAGU
Messenger RNA from Ipomoea nil (Japanese morning glory), 1688 nucleotides. RefSeq names its product protein DETOXIFICATION 14-like. NCBI's taxonomy places the organism in Eukaryota, Viridiplantae, Streptophyta, Magnoliopsida, Solanales, Convolvulaceae. The transcript is spliced from 7 exons. Gene Ontology annotation, molecular function: xenobiotic transmembrane transporter activity; antiporter activity. The coding region runs from base 48 to 1514 and encodes 488 amino acids. The record is from RefSeq and is a predicted model, not a curated record. Gene Ontology annotation, biological process: xenobiotic detoxification by transmembrane export across the plasma membrane. Gene Ontology annotation, cellular component: membrane.